GUUCCAGUGUCCAUACUUUUCCUGGUCCGGAUAAAGAGGGGGAUGCAUGUAUAGUGAGCGCCUUGUAGCAUAUGCAGCUUAUAUUCCACUUCAGUCUUCGCAAUCCAGCGAAUACGAGAGCUUAGGGCGACUUCUUCUCUCAUACUCCGACGAAAUCUCUACAGCAAAUUCUCCUUGUGAGCCAUGACACUCAAUCAUCACUACAGCGCUCUUGAAGACCCUGAUUCUGAAUCGAAACAUUCGCUCGAGCUUACCGAGAAGCGUUAUACGCGCAUAUUACCAAUUGUUCUUGCAGUCUUGGUCGCAGUCUCGUGUUUCUUUUUGGGAAGGAUUUCAGUGCGAGAGUCCCAAGGCAGACGGGAGCCCGAGUUGCGCUCUAUACACCGAGUCUUCAAACAUGACCGGCUAUUCGGAUCAGCUCCUUCCCUAGAAUCCGACAAAGCCUGGCUCGACCUUUUCCCGUCCGACGCAGGCUUCUUCAAACACCCCACCAUAGCACCCAAACGCUCCACCUUCUCAACAUUCCACCAACUGCACUGCUUAGACGGUAUCCGCCAUGGUUACUACAAGAUGUACGAGAUAGCUACGUCGGGACAACGGUACAACGAGUCGGAGGUCCCGAUGAUGGCUAGUCCGGCGCAUAUUCGACAUUGUAUCGAUUUGCUUAGGCAGGCGCUUAUGUGUCGGCCUGAUCUUACGGUGGAGGUGGAGGAGGAGGACUUGGGAGGGGUGAGAGGGUUUGGAACAGCGCAUGAGUGUAGUUCUUGGGAUGAUUUGGUGAAGUGGACGACAGAGUGGCAGGAUUUGGCAUCGGAGUAAAACUAAAGGAGGAGGAUCAGUGAGCAAAUGGUGGUAUUGCAGCGCUGACUUUUUGCCCUCGAAUAUACCUACCUUACCAUAUUCGAUUGCACCUGCUUG
This is a messenger RNA of Westerdykella ornata, 918 nucleotides long. RefSeq lists its product as uncharacterized. Bases 184 to 819 code for a protein of 211 amino acids. Gene Ontology annotation, biological process: mycotoxin biosynthetic process. The transcript has 2 exons. Lineage: Eukaryota; Fungi; Ascomycota; Dothideomycetes; Pleosporales; Sporormiaceae. The record is from RefSeq and is a predicted model, not a curated record.